This is a messenger RNA of Chenopodium quinoa (quinoa), 1947 nucleotides long. Its product is annotated as AT-rich interactive domain-containing protein 5-like. The transcript has 14 exons. The record is from RefSeq and is a predicted model, not a curated record. Bases 378 to 1676 code for a protein of 432 amino acids. Gene Ontology annotation, biological process: regulation of transcription by RNA polymerase II. NCBI's taxonomy places the organism in Eukaryota, Viridiplantae, Streptophyta, Magnoliopsida, Caryophyllales, Amaranthaceae. Gene Ontology annotation, molecular function: DNA binding. Gene Ontology annotation, cellular component: nucleus.
AAUAAAUUGAUAUUAUUCUAUGUUUAGGCAAAGAUUUUUCCAAUUUUGAAAAAAAAAAAAAAUUGUUCUAAAGCAAUAUUCGACCUUGCCGAAUGCCCAGACCUCAUAGUUGGAACUUGGAAGCAUUACACAUUUACACUACGAUUUUCGUACGUAUUUCUCUACAUUUCUUCAUCCAUUUCAAUUUCCCAGCCUUUUCAACCAAAUUUUCACACUCUAUUUCCCUCAUUAACUUCUCUUUUAAUUCCCCUUAUUUGAUGAAUGAUGAACAAAGAAGAUUGAGAGCAAAAUAAUUCUGGGUAAAUCAAACUUUCCCCAUAAAUUGAAUUCAGAAUCGCAAAAACCCAGAAAUUGUCACUCGCUUUUAGGAGUAAGAAAUGGGUAGGAGUCAGUGUGAGAUGGAUGUAGAUGAUGGUCCUGAGGAAGAACCUGAACUUGAAGAGAGUGAUUCACCUGACCAAAAUCAAACCAGCCCUCCUGCAAAUGGGAAUGGAAAUAUGAAUGGAAAUGGAAAUGAAAAUGAAAAUGGGAAUGGGAAUGGGAGUGUCAAUGGGACUGAUAACUCGUCGAAGAGGGCGCGUGGUGGCGGUGGCGGCGGGGAAGAACAUGAAGCAGGUGGAGCAUCUGAUAACAAGACCCAAAAUGGUGUUGGUGGGGACCCUACAACGCCUCGGUCCUCCUCAGGGAGACCGUUGAUAAGAACGUUUCAUGAUGCCAGUGGUGGGCGCUCUAGUAAUGGUGCCAAGAGGCUUAAGAUGAUUGAAGAGGAUGAGGAAGCCGGGACUAAAGAAGAACAAGCCGAGUUCAUCAAAGAGCUUGAAGCCUUUUAUAAGGAAAGAUACAUGGAAUUUAAGCCCCACAAGUUUUAUGGAGAGCCUCUAAAUUGCCUUAAGUUGUGGAGAGCUGUGAUUCAAUUGGGUGGAUAUGACAGGGUUACCACAUACAAGCUGUGGCGGCAAGUUGGAGAAUCUUUCCAUCCGCCCAAGACCUGCACUACAGUUUCUUGGACAUUUCGAAUUUUCUAUGAGAAGGCACUUCUGGAAUAUGAAAAACACAAAAGAGAAAUUGGUGAGCUUGAAUUUCCUGAUGCAACAAUGCCUGAGCCAUCUGCUGAAAAUGAGGGAAAUGCUUACCAAGCCAGUUCAGGAAGGGUGAGGAGAGAUGCUGCUGCUCGUGCAAUGCAGGGUUGGCAUGCUCAGCGGGACAUUGGAUUGGGAGAAGUAGGGGAGCCCAUUAUUAAGGAUAAGAGCAUCAAUUCUUCACAAAAACGUGAAAAGCAUCUGAAAAAUAUUGGUGUAAAGCAGAAGAAACCAAGUAAUCCGGAGCUUGCAGAAAAUGAGAUGCCUGAAGCAAACAAACAGACGGUGCCAACAGUUCUGGAUGUCGGCCCCCCAGCUGAUUGGGUGAAAAUUAAUGUCAAAGAAAGUAAAGAUUGUUAUGAGGUUUAUGCCUUAGUUCCUGGGCUUCUUCGAGAGGAGGUCCGCGUUCAGUCUGAUCCUGCUGGUCGUCUGGUCAUCACUGGUCAGCCAGAGCAGCUUGACAAUCCCUGGGGCAUCACUCCAUUUAGGAAGAUUGUUAUCUUUCCGGUGAGGAUAGAUCCACUACAUACUUCUGCUGUUGUUAGCUUACAUGGAAGGCUCUUUGUCCGUGUUCCUUUUGACCGGUCAACUACCUGAACAUUCUUCGUGCAGAUUCUAGUGAUUCUCAUUAGUCUACCAGGAAAGUAUAAAAGGAGCAGAAGUUGCUACUUUGGGGGGAAGAAUGUUGGAAUUAGAGAAGCUGACUAAUUGUUGUUCUUAGGUUAGGAGGAUUAAGGGACAUCUGAUUUCUUGCCUGCAACUUUGUGGCUCUAGUGACAUUUGUAGUGGUACAGCUUCCAAUUUUGUAAAUUUAAGUAGAUGGAAUCAAUUCUGUUCAUUGUUGAAUGAAUGUAUAAUGCUCUGUUAA